CGUAAAGCCCACCACGCUGCUCCCCGGGGACCAGCGGAACGGAGAGACCGACGUGUGAUUCCUCUUUGUACUCAACCAGAAGAGUUGCGGCCGGCUCUGCCUCCGCUGCCUUCUCCUUUUUUAACAGAAGCAGGGAGCCUGACUGCUGGAAAUAGCCCGAUAAGCCGGUUACACGUCCACUUGAACCGCAGCAGUCGGUCUGUCUUUGUGGAAGCGGACAUCCCAUGUCAGUGUCCCUUUGAGCCAUUUUGGACAACAAAAGGUCCAGCGACCGUUAUUUUCUUUUCUUUUUUUUUCUUACCGGGGGGAUUUCAAGUCACACACAGCUAUUUAUUUGUAGAACAACAGUCCCAUUUUUUUACACUUCCACACCUCCAGAUAGGAGAGGGGUCCUUUUUCCUUUUUUUUUUUAAAAAAAGAGAAAAAUCAUCCCCUAACCGAGCGACAAUGGCAGCUGUAACGAGCCCGGAGACAAGCCCUCAACCGCGGGUAUAUUUCCAGACGCCGGCCGGCACCACGGAGGAACCGGAGACUCCCGUUAGGAAGCAGGGAAGGGUUACCGUCAAAUACGACCGAAAGGAGCUGAGGAAGAGACUGAACCUGGAGGAGUGGAUCAUCGACCAGCUAACGGACCUCUACGACUGCGAGGAGGAAGCCAUCCCAGAGCUGGAGAUCGACGUGGAUGAACUGCUGGACAUGCCCAGUGACGUUGAGCGAGCAGCCAGGGUCAAGGACUUGCUGGUUGACUGUUUUAAACCCACUGAGGAUUUCAUCUCAGAGCUGCUUGACAAGAUCAGAGGAAUGCAGAAGCUCUCUACGCCUCAGAAGAAAUGAUGGCGUCCAAACUUUCCCCACGUUUUCCCCUCCUCUCCGGCCCUCCAUCUCGUCUUCCUUCCACGCUCCUCGUUUUUUAUUUAAGGUCCUCUUCCUCCUCCGUUGAAGGUCAUAAAAUGUUAGAAUUGCUUCUGAUCAUAGUUGUCUCUGUCUUGGUUUUUUGCGUGUGCCGUGAUGGAUCUGGACUUCUUUCAUCAGCAGAAAUGAAUAACUCGCCUUGCGGCUCGUCUCUCCUCUCCCUACUGUUUCGUCUCCUGCCGUUACUCUACUUUUCUCUUCCUAAUCUUCCUCCCACCUGUCCCAUCUGUCUGAGGAGGAGCAGAGUCCCAUAAUUACUGUAAAAGCGGGGAAGAACAAGUAAAAUACGAAACGGAGUGAAAACUGAGGAUGAAACAGGGGCAAAUACUUCAGCCUCCACCAGCGAGAUUAUGUGAAUAUUUUAACUUGUUUGAGAUUUUUUCCCUCUCCUGGUUCUGUUUGAGGGAGAUCGUCACUUCACUUAAUCUUUUUUUAAUAAUAAUAUUUUUGGGGUUCUGUUUCUGCCGCCUAAGCACAGGGAGUGCUGCAAAAGGACUUUUUUGGUGUCUCUUAAAGGGCAUAUAUCAUCAUGUUAGCAACUUCAUCUGUGUCCAGACUCACAGCUCAGAAUAGUUGGACUCAUUUCAUGACUAAAAUUGAGAAAUAUGUAAAAAAGUAAAAUAAAACAAAAAAGUGACAGGAAGAGGAAAUGUAAAGCAGCUGAAAGUUGCUGAAGAGAAUAAAAUUUGGAUUCAUAAAGUGAUCAUUUUUAUGAAAAUGAAAUAUCCAAGAGAUUGGAGAUCUUACAAACCGGCAGACUUCAGGAGGAUUUAAAAGCUCAGUCAGGAAGUCUUCCUGUAAUUACAGUGGAGAACUUGGGAUAAAAAUCUGAACCAGUACAUUUACUGCUCCAGUUGCUGCUCAGAAAAAAAAAAUCAAUCUUAUGCUACGCCAGUUGUGGCUAGAAGAACAGAGCUGAGAUCAAAUAAAAAAAUCUAACCAAAUGUUAUUUGUAUAACACAUUUAAGCAACAAGGCAUUUCAAAGUGCUUUACAUCAUAAAAAUACAAAGUCAAAGAACACGUGGCACAUUUUGCCGUCAUUACACAUUAGAUUGUUUAUUAGAAUCUCAAUUGUUGACAGAGAUACUUCAUCUGUUCUCCUUCAUUUGACUUAUAAACGAUAAAACAAACAAAAUCCUGCUAAUUAUUGAAAAGAAAACAGCAUUUUCUUACAGGAUAAACUUUAUGCUCACAAACAGCCAUCACCUCGGUCUGGCUGUUGAUUCCCUGCUUUUCGUCUCCUGAUCGCUUUAACUCUGGUUGUUUUUUAGGGCAACACGUUUGAAAAUCUCUCACUCCUGCUAUUCUUCUCCACAUACUCAUUAAAAAUGUAGUUCUGUGAUUACCAUGAGAGAUUUUCAGACUUUACGUAGUUAUCCAUAUAUGGUAGUGCCUUCCUGUUUCAGUAGGCGUGACUCGAAAGAGUCUUUUUGUUUAAAGAAAAGACUUGGAUGUAGUGUGUAUGUUUCUUAGGGUUUUCUGGCUCUAUUAUAUGGUGAUAUAUGCUCUUUUACAUAAACCCAGCACUGUGUCAUUUUUGGGGGAAGAAAAUCUGAACCUCUGACCACAGCGUCGUGUAAAUCUAUCUUUAGUACAGCGAAGAGGAAACUUUGAUGCCUGGAAAUAGUGAUUGAACCUUUAGAAAGACUCACUGGUCAGCCGUCUGGCUGCAAGGCCAGUUUUAGACCUUCAAAUAAAUGUUUUUGUUUUUAUUUGAAGCUAGACCAGAAGUGGGGUUUUUUCUUCUUUUUUAUUUUUAUAGGCUGAAUGUGAAUUUUGGUUCCUCGAUCCAGCCUGCACAUACACAUGUACGUCUGUGUUGGUAUUAGUGUGUGUUGCUACAUAAUGUACAGCAACAUCUGUAAGGAGUGUUUUUGGGCCUGUAUAUUCAGCUGUUACGUAGGACAGACUUUUUUUGGUAAAGGACUGGUUCCUUUUUUAUUCCUUGUUGUCAAACACACCCUGAGGAUGUGUUUACGACCUGACAGUCGUAAAGAGGGAACCCUGUAAAAAGCUGCCUUUUUUAAAACCACAGCACCCUAACGUCACAUUGUUCUUAACAGUCACUUCUCCUCUCAUCUUUAAGCCUUUUUUUUUCUUUUAUUCUUCUCAUGGCUCCUGCCAAUCAUCUCAAAGAAUAAGCCAUCUGUUUCUGAUCGCCGACCAAUCAGAUCAGAGACCGACGCCCGCCGGCCAUCGGCAGCAUCAGCAUGUUGCAGUUCGUCUGCGCCGACAUUUACCGGCAUUUUACCGUCUGCCUUUCUCUCUUUACUACGGCCCAUUUUCAGACUGCUGCUCUCAUUUCACUCCUUCCUACAUUUUAUCCAUUUCUCAACCUUUUCCCUUCAUUCUCCAUUUCCUUUCUUUAAAAAACAAAAAUAAAAACAGAUGUUGCCUUAGGUAUAAUUUAUGUUACACAAACCAAAAAAAAAAGAAAAACAGGAGUACUUCAGUUUUUUUUUUUGCUGCUGAGCAGAUCUACUCUGCUUUGCAAAAAUGGGUUGAAAUUUUUCACAUUUUAUGACUUUUCCAACCAGAAAUUUCACUGUCGUUUGUUGGGAUUUUAUGUCGUAGAUUAACAAAGUGUUGCAUAAUUAUGAACUGGAAGGAAAUCUGCUUUGGACAACUAUUUUUAAAGUUUAGAUGUCUUCAUCUUCUUCCACGUGUUUCCUGUCUCUGCUAUAUGGGUUGAUGCUAAUUGGACUUCUGGUGGUUUCUUGAUGCACCAUCCUAAUAAAGACAUGGUUUAUAGUUUUCCAGUCAACAUAUUCUACCACCUGAGCUGUGGACCUCUGCAGCUCCUACAGAGCUACCAUGGCCCACUUGCCUACUUUUUUGAUGAAUUUGCUUCUGUUGCAUUUUAGGACACGUGCAACGUUCUCAUUUUGAUCUUUUCACCGUGAAAAAAAAUCUGAUUUGUGCCUCUUCCAUAAGUGGUACUGAUGCUGCGUACCAGUUGUACUCUGAACUGGGAAAUUCCAGCUUCCCCAGUCAGAACACCCUCUGAAAUUGGAUUUCCCUCUGGGAAACUGGGAGCAACUUCACUACCCCCAGUUAAAAUUUGUACAGUGGACUUCCUGGUGCAAUAUGGCCGCCUCUUGCAUCAACAGAAGUAAUCUGUGGUGGAAACAUUUUUAUUUAACAAGACACACAUCUAUGAGUGCGUCUAAAAUCAAUGUAGCCUUAAACUGAACAAAUCAGAAGUUGAGAUUGCUUUUGGAAAGUAAAGCUUAAAAUGGUGUUUGGGCGCCGCCAUGUUGAAAUUACUGCAUCUUAACUAGACGGCUGUUUGCUUUGGUUUGACGUCAAACCCAGCUGACAGUUCCCAGCUAACUGGAACGCCACAUUAACUGUAUCUCCAUUAGUUUUCAAACCGUUUGUAGACUGAACAGUGAUAUCAAAUUUUAUCCAACUUUCAAUGGCCGACGCUGAGAGUGAUGACACUUGGCUUUCUUUUUAUUAGAUUCCUUUGUCUUGUGAUCUUUUAAUGAUAUUGUCAACUCUUAUUGCUCAAUAACUUUCAUUGAUGGCUCCAUCCGUUGCUACUUCCAUAAACAUUUAAAUGCUGUGUGGCUUUGGGAUUGGACCCAAAAGUCUGAUUGCGCUUGCAUUUAAUUAGUAGUAUGAACACCCACAUAAAACAAAAUUUAAAUCUGAUUUUAGAAGAAAAAGAAAAGUCAGAUUUGAGCAUCAGGUACUGCUGUGUGAAUUUUAAGUGUUUAGGUUUUUGUAAGUCUCUUUCUAUUUUCAGAUGACAGAGCCCUGUGAGAUGAAUGGGAUUUUUAUUUUGGGCUGAAUACAGACGCAUUCCACACUUUUGAGAUUUUAUUUGUAGUUAUCCAAAAAAAAAAAAUUCCCCACUUUGCAAUUAUCCAUUACUUUGAGUUUAUCAAAUGAAAUCCUAUUUAAACUCUGAGGUUUGUGGUUGUAACACUUAUAAAUGUAAAGUUAAACUCUUUUGUAAGACACUCUGCUUCCUGUGGAGAAUCUCUGAUCUAUCGCUCCUUGUUUUGAAAUGUUUUCUUUUUCUUAUUAGAAGUGAGUGUUUAAUACUUAGGCCUUUAUAAAGCGACUCUGUUUAGGUAAGCAAUGCUAUUCACACGGACCUGUUUAAGUCUGGUCUGUUUUUAACUUGAUCAUCGCACCUCUUGAUGCCAAGCCUUGAAACAACAUUUAGUUGAACAAAACAAAUCCAUUCAGAUGCAUUUUUCUGGUGCAAUUGCUUUUGCCUUUAUCUGUGGCGUCUCCAGACUGAGCUCCCGGCGGUUUCUCUGAUUGGUCGGAUUGUUUUAGGCAACUUCAAUCAGUAGCUGAGUGGAUUUUUGUUUCUAAAUUCAGGUUUUGGAUUAUAUAUUAUAUAUAUCUUCUUAGACUGUUAUUGAUAUGUCUGUUUCUUUUUUUUACUGUUGGGGAAAAUUGCAAAAAAAUAAAAAAUAAAUAUAAAAAAAUGUCAAGUGAUUAUCAUUGAUGCUAAAUACAAGAGCUAAACCAUGCAGGAUGGAGUACUGGUGGAGGUGUUUUGCUUUGUUUUUUUGACAAUGAUUAGAAAAACAAAUGUAGCGAUAUCAACAACAGGUUUUGUUUUUUGCCCAAUUUUGUUACUCUUUUAUGCAACUUUAAUAAAAACAUUUGAAAUUGA
Molecule: messenger RNA, 5552 nt
Organism: Poecilia reticulata (guppy)
Lineage: Eukaryota; Metazoa; Chordata; Actinopteri; Cyprinodontiformes; Poeciliidae
Gene: ppp1r14bb
Product: protein phosphatase 1, regulatory (inhibitor) subunit 14Bb
Biological process (GO): regulation of phosphorylation; innate immune response
Cellular component (GO): cytoplasm
Molecular function (GO): protein serine/threonine phosphatase inhibitor activity
Source: RefSeq, a predicted model, not a curated record